GUGGGUAACCGCUUCAUUGCGUAUAGCGUCAGAGCCAUAAAUCACAGAUUCGCGGCGAAGAGAUAUCAUCUGCUGUUUUCGUUUUACCGCAACGCAACUCUUCCCCAAUAUCACUUCUCUGUCAGAUUCACCGCUGGAAAUGGGGCUGCUCUCGAAUAGAAUCGCAAGGAGUAACCUCAAACCAGGGGAUCAUAUCUACUCGUGGAGGACUGCAUACAUCUAUGCUCAUCACGGAAUAUAUCUUGGAGAUGAUAAAGUUAUACAUUUCACCAGACGUGGUCAGGAGGUCGGAACCGGUACCGUGCUAGAUGUCCUGCUGGUGAGCUCAGGACCGAAUCGAUCGUAUAUUCCGUGCCCCACCUGUGUCCCGAGAGAGGAUGCACAUGGAGUGGUCUCGUCGUGCUUGAACUGCUUCCUAGCUGGUGGUAUUUUGUAUCGGUUUGAGUAUUCAGUCAGCCCUGCUCUUUUCCUUGCAAAGGCACGGGGAGGGACUUGCACCCUCGCUGUCUCGGAUUCUGACGAUGAUGUGAUCCACCGAGCCAAAUACCUGCUCGACAACGGAUUUGGAUGCUACAAUGUGUUCAAGAACAACUGUGAGGACUUUGCGAUUUACUGCAAGACGGGACUGCUCGUGCUGGAUCAGAGUACAAUGGGGCAAAGCGGGCAGGCUGUGUCCAUUAUAGGCGGACCUCUUGCGGCUGUGAUGUCCACGCCACUACGGCUCGUCACCACCAACAUCUACGGGAUGGCAGCGACUGCGGUUGGGGUUUAUUGUGUGAGCCGCUAUGCGGCAGACAUUGGCAUGAGGAGAGAUGUGGUAAAAGUCGCUGUUGAGGAUCUCACGAGAAGGCUCGCCACGGGUGUGCUUCAGGUCCUUGAACCGAGCCUCCCUGCUGCACCACCCUUUGCUCACUAGGUAGCCUAUACGGAGAGAUACAACGGAGAAAACCUCAGUAUUAUCCAUUUUCGAUUUAUAUAUGAUAUUGUUAUAGUGUUCUUUGUAAUGUCAAUUCUAUAAUUGUGAGAUUCCUUGCAAGAAAUGACAUCAUGCUACAUUUAUCUUGACGCAAUCCAAAGUAUGUUGGAGUAUAAGAUCAUACAUAUGUAACAUGUGUAAAAUUUCCAGAUGAUAUAUAUUGGAGUAUAAGAUCA
Molecule: messenger RNA, 1152 nt
Organism: Salvia splendens (bonfire salvia)
Lineage: Eukaryota; Viridiplantae; Streptophyta; Magnoliopsida; Lamiales; Lamiaceae
Product: protein LEAD-SENSITIVE 1
Exons: 3
Coding region: 140-916 (258 amino acids)
Source: RefSeq, a predicted model, not a curated record